Truncatella angustata is the source of this 1140-nucleotide messenger RNA. RefSeq lists its product as uncharacterized. The transcript has 2 exons. Gene Ontology annotation, molecular function: zinc ion binding; DNA-binding transcription activator activity, RNA polymerase II-specific. Gene Ontology annotation, biological process: regulation of transcription by RNA polymerase II. The record is from RefSeq and is a predicted model, not a curated record. Lineage: Eukaryota; Fungi; Ascomycota; Sordariomycetes; Amphisphaeriales; Sporocadaceae. The coding region runs from base 1 to 1140 and encodes 379 amino acids.
AUGACAUUAUCCACGCAGCACAACCGAAGGCGCGCCCCUAAAUCUAAAACCGGAUGUCGGACUUGUAAAAGGCGGAAGGUUAAGUGUGAUGAAACACGGCCUUCAUGUCAGAAGUGCCUAAAGCACGGAGUCACAUGUGACUUGUCUGCGGGUAUCUGGACGACAAAGCAGCAUGAACUCGCAGCUACCGAGCCUGCACUGAACUUGGGCUUCUCGAAUCAAUCUCCAUCAUGGUUCACAUCGACAGAUCUCGAGCUUCUUCACCACUUCACAGUAUGCAACUGUGUAAGAUUUUCCGAUGGCCUGCUGUCCAAGACUUUCUGGGCCGUGGAGGUUCCACGGAUGGGUUUUGCAACGAGUUACGUUCUUCAUGGUAUUUUAUCUCUAGCAAGUUUGCACGUGGCACGUAUGAAGCCAGAUGCAAGAGAACUGUAUGUGGCAAAAGCCUACGUGCAUCACAACUCCUCUCUGAACACAGCUCUCCCGAGAAUCUCGAGUCUCACAUCUGAGAAUUCUGCACCCCUGCUUCUCUUUGGGAUUGUUACUACAAUUUUCGCCUGUGCACAACCCACGCAUCCGAUCGACUCCUUUAUCACAGAAAGCUCCGUGCUCCCUCAGUGGAUCCAGAUAUUCCGUGGUAUCCGCCCCAUAUUGAGUUUCAGGCAAGAGCGCUUGCUAUCUUUCUUCAGUUGUAUAUUUGAGCCCGGUGUUCGAGCACAUGAUGUCUGGAGUUCUCGUCAAUUCGAGAACCAUGCGUUCCAGGAGCUCGAGCAGAACUUGAACGCUAAGUUCAUUGGCAACAAAGCAACGCUCUCGAUUCUCUUGGGGUCACUGAAUGAUCUGAAACGCAGCUUUUCGUUAUUUUACGAGGGGAACUACAAUAAUGAAUACAAGCUUAGCGGUGUUUUUAUCUGGCUGUAUAGUAUUCCAGACACGUAUCUGGAUUUACUAAGAAAUGGAAAUAAUGAGGCCAUGUGUAUCUUGGCAUUCUUUUGUGUAUUAUUGAGACGUUUGGAAAAUUAUUGGUGGUUGGAAGGUUGGGGAUGGCGAUUGAUGAACCGCAUUUUGAGGCGACUGGACGAUGAACACGGACAUUGGGUCAAUUGGGCUCAAGAAGAGAUUCGUUGGGCUCCAUCAUGA